GCGGAAAGACGCGAAAGGCUUCUGAAAGCAAAGAGUGAAUUGGUGAACAGCCAGCAAGUGAGAAGAAAACAAUUGUGCUGGAUCAGACUGAGCAUCUCGGCUACAUCAGUGAUACGAGUCGCGACUCCCAGUUUCGCGGUGAAUUGGCGCAGCUUCUCCAGCAAAAACUCACCAACGACAUUCACGAGUAUUCUUCAGCUUCAUUCAUUUGUAUCCGACCAGCCUCACCUACGUCGCAUCUUUUGCUGCCUACCAACUCAGUCCGCUCCUUUCUAUUCCCAUACAGCAAUCUACUACUACGUCCAUUCUUCGCCGACCUCCAACUUUCUUUCUCUUCCUUCCAUCCUUCCAACCCUUCAACCUUUUCAAAUCCAUCAUCAAAACACCUCAAAUUCUCUGUCGCCGGUCGAUUACAACAGUACAGCAAGCACAGAAGCCUACAGUAUACUAGGUCGCGUGCAAACAUGCAAUCUUCAGGCAAAUUCAAGACUCUCGCGGAGACAGUCAUGACUUUCGUCGCGAUCCUCUUCUUUGUCCUUCCUACUCACGCCUUCUUCCGUCACCUAUGCUUCGGCGAGUUGGCAAAUGGUCGCAUUGAUCCGAUCAUGUCACCAGGCCACCCAUCCCAACAUCUUCACGUUACCUUCGGCGCGUCCAACCUUGGCCUCGACAGUACCAUUGAGGAGCUCAUGGCAUCGAACUGCACUAGUUGCUCAAUCACCCAGGAUCAUUCUGCAUACUGGGCUCCCCGCAUGUACUUUCAGCACUCCAAUGGUACUUUUGAGAUGGUUCCUACUUCUGGCGGAAUGACUGUCUAUUACUUCACUGAAGGCCCCGGUGCAGGCUUUGGCGCCGAAGUCACUGCAUUCCCCCAGAACUUUCGCAUGAUUGCUGGCAUGUCCUCGAAGCGGACCUUUGUCGGACCAAAUCCAGAUACUCCCAUGGCACUAUGGACUGAUGCGGAUCGCACUCAACCAUCAUUGAUGGAAAAAGCUCUCGGCUUCAAUUGCCUACACUAUGAUCACCCUCCAAACGAAGGCGCAUUGGAAGUCCAUUACUUACGCAACAAGACUUACCUUGAUGAGUUCUGUGACGACGGUCUUCGUGCUGAAGUGAUGUUCCCCUCCUGCUGGAAUGGCAAAGAUUUGGACAGUGAGAAUCACACUACACAUGUCGCAUAUCCCAAUGAAGUCAAAUAUGGUGCAUGCCCGGAUGACUACCCUGUUCGUCUUCCUGUCCUUUUCUAUGAGACAAUCUACCAGACCAACCUCUUCACAAGUGUCGAUGGACAGUUCGUCUUUUCCAAUGGCGACCCUACGGGACUUGGUUACCAUGGAGAUUUCAUUUGCGGAUGGGACAGUGGUCUUCUACAAGAGGCAAUUGAUGAUAGCGCUUGCACCAGCUCCAACAGCACCGGCCUUCAAGAAGAUUGUCCUCUCUUCAACAUACAAAGCCAGGCUAAUGCUACACAAUGCAAGCUUGAGAUGCCAGAAGCACUGCAACAUGAGCGUAUCAACUACGUCCAAGAACUACCUGGCAACAUGAACAUCACUGGAUCAGAUUCUAUUGAGAUUCCCGUCUUUGCACCGUCUGCAUCACCCUUGGCCAACACCACUGUCUCUGCAACCCCUGCCGGACCAUCGCCAGGACCGAUCGCAUCUGCCACAGAAUCUGCAGACAGUGUCAUUACUUCAAUUGCCAGUUCAAUCACGGAGGCUCAAACAACAAUCACUACAACUUACAUGAGCAAUGGAGUUGCUGUCCACAUGGUGAUGGUCGAAGAGAUUGUCACUGUUACCGUGACCGAGCCAGCCACUCCUACGGGACGGUAUGGCAGACGCCAACAUGUGCACAAGCAUGUGCACAUGAACAAUCAACACGGCAUGCACUGAAGGAGCAAUGGGACAUGCGGGUAUAGCAACCGAGGGUGGACACCUUGGCUAUCAGACGACAUCGACACGACAUGUCUUGGAAAUCAAACCUGCAUAUCUAUUGAAUUCUCGCAUAGUGCCAGGAGCACCGUGAAUGAGCACGGAGGAUGUGUUUUUUUCUUUUUUGCGUGUUUUAUCAAAUGAGCUAGAUAGGGAGUGAUGAUUGAUUGACUUGGGAAUGAUGAACUAUUGACGAGCUACAUGAUAACAACUGCUGUG
Messenger RNA from Exophiala oligosperma, 2150 nucleotides. RefSeq lists its product as uncharacterized. The transcript is spliced from 3 exons. The record is from RefSeq and is a predicted model, not a curated record. The coding region runs from base 465 to 1892 and encodes 475 amino acids. Lineage: Eukaryota; Fungi; Ascomycota; Eurotiomycetes; Chaetothyriales; Herpotrichiellaceae.